Messenger RNA from Ostreobium quekettii, 2988 nucleotides. The record is from the annotation of a GenBank genome assembly. Lineage: Eukaryota; Viridiplantae; Chlorophyta; Ulvophyceae; Bryopsidales; Ostreobiaceae.
AUGGGCGCGGACGAAUUGUCCUCCAUGUGGGACACAAUCCGGCAGCAGGGGAGCAUCAUAGCCGACCUGCAGUCGUCCAUUUCCAAGGCCACGGGAAUGGCGCCCGUAAAACCUCAGGACCACAGUCAGUCCAUCGAAGCCCAGUUGGAGCAGCACGGGCAGCGACUCACAGAGCUUGAGCUCUCUCCAUGCGGGCAGGAAGACGUAGUUAUGCGUUUGCAGGAAGAGAGGGACGAUCGCAUUGCAGCGGAGGACGCCAACGCGGCUGAAUGCCGCGCCCUGAGGCAGCAGGUCGAGGUGCAGGACCGCAAGAUACAAGAAAUGUGCUUGCGGAUGGAUCGCUUGGACAGCAGGCAGGGAGCAGACGAUUGCCCCUUGAAUGUGCAAAUGGAUCGAGUCCUCGACAGACUGAAAGAGGUCGAGGGGAGGCUCUCGGAGUGGCAGGGGUCGGGAAACGUCCGCCUCCAGGAGCUGGAACGGAAGGUCAGCACAGGCGACGCUUCCGUCCUGGAAGUGGAAAAGGCUUCCCAGGAACUCCACCAGCAGAUUGCAGACUCGUCCAGAACAGAUCAACGGGAACGGCUGGAAGAGAUCACGCAGGCCCUGAGCGCUCAGGAGUCCAGCAUUCAAGGUAUCCUCGAUGACGUGCGGAACUCGAAGGAGGGUCUGCAGUGGGAUAUCCGAAACCUAACGGAGAAGAUUGAGCAUGUGAAAACGACGUCGGGAUCGGAAAUGGAAACUGUACUUCAGCUCGAAUCUACAGUUUUUGAAACGACGCAAGAAUUCGAAGCCUUUGAAGCUAGACUGGAGGCCGAAGAGACAGCAAGAGGCCAGGUGGAGUUAAAAGCGGACAACCUAGAGGGAGCCUUCCAAGCUCUGCAGCUUGGUGUAGCAACACAGGCUCAAAGGAUCAUUGGACUACAGCAAGACAGCAAAGUCACGAAAGAGAUGCUUGAGAAGGUGAAGCACAAGCUGAACGCACACAACGGAUCAAUUGAGAAUUUGUUGACGAAGUUUGAAGCAUUUAGUUCCCACCAACACCAAGAAAUUGAGGGUCUGAAGGAUAUGGUGAGAGAGGAGAGUAAGAUGUUCCAAGGUCUCGAGGCCAGGGUUCGCGAAGAAACGAGCCAGAGAAAGGAAGUGGAAUCGAAAUUGGCGUCCCUUCUGGACGCUUCCAAAGCGAGAGAACUCCAGGUCGCCAUUGAUUUGCUGGGCUAUCGUCUCUCUGAUGUUGAAAGGGCGACUCUGAAGCAGCAGGGAGAAAAUGUCGCUGGAGAAUACCGGAAGGCAGAUUUAGAGCAAGUGAUCAAGAAAGUGACCAGCCAGGAGACCUGCAUUGAGGACAUGGCGGCGAACAUGCAGACAGGAAAUGUUGAAACGCGUGAGCGCAUAAAGGAUCUGGAUACCAAAAUUAACGAAUGCGCGUUGGCUUCGACUGCGGUGGCUGCCAGCCUGCGUGAGUUGGAGUCUGCAGCUUUUGAAAAGCUGAGAGAGUUGGAGGGCAAAAUAGAGGAAGCAGUGGACUCAAGGAUUGAGUGCGCGGCGGGAAACGCCACGGUUCCGGAUUAUCAGAGUGUCCCUGAGGUGGCCGCUGAAAGGAAGGUCCCCAACAUUGAGGAACUGGAGUCUUCCUUGCGACAGGCCAUCGGUGGGCUAGACAUCAAAAUUGAUAUGGAAAGGAAUUUGAGGACGGAGAUGGAGUUGCAGCUGACGGCGCUGCAAAAUGCUUCUUCGAUGCCCGAGUUAAGGACCACCAUGGCGUCGCAAAGCGAUCGCAUAACGGCCCUGGAAAGAGAGGCGGCAGAGAGUGCCCAGCGCCAUGACGCGAUCGCCAACGGAGUCCACCGAAUGCAAGACCUUGAACAGAAGUUUCAAAACAUCAAAGAAGCUGUUGCAGAACUGGGAAGGUCGGGUACGGAUAUGAAUCAAGACAUUGCCAAUAUGAUGGAGAUCCUGACCUCCAGUUUCAGUGAGCUGGAAAAGUCUGUGGCGUCAAAAGACGAUGCAGUUACAAAGGUCGAUGCAGCGGUGACAGAGCUUCGGGUGCAGGUCUCGCGGCUGGACGCUCGUGCCUCACGCGAUCGCGCCAUCGCAGAGCAGUUGCAACUGGUAAUCGACUCGCAGCCAAAUCAGAGGCGCGUCGACUACGAUGCUCCCCAUGCCAUCCGCCCAAUCAGCGACAACGGAUGUGAACAGCGGAAGGAACGCGAUCACGGGACCACACAAACAUGCGUUGCCGAAGCAGAAAUGUUCGAUUACUUCCCUGCUUCGCAUAUUGACCAUGGCAACCGGGAGGACAAGUUUUCGGCCAUUAACUGCGUUGCGGGCGACGGAUUUGCGCCGCCUGACUACGAUUUGGAGGCAGGCAUUCCCAGUGAGGGUCUGCAAACAGUCGCUGAUCGGGCACCGGCACAGACAUCUGAUAUUUUUGCAGAUCAGGAACGCUUCUCGGGGCACGCCGCGCUGCUUGCUGACGACGCCACCCCUCUGGAAAUGGAGACCUUCGAAAUUUGCAUUGUGGGCGGAGAGGGUGACGAGAGUGGGAUCCACGAUCCUGGAAUUGGCGGGGGCACAAAUUUGGAUUGGAACGUCGACGGCCGAAGAGCCCUGCCUCCCAUCGAGGAAGGCGAGGAAGCCAGUGAUUCCGAGUCCGAGUACAGCAACGCCGGAUCUGCCUCCGACAAGUCAGCGGCCUCGCUGGCAUCACCGAAAUCAGAUAAAGAUUCCGACGCGAGCAUCAGCGACUUCAGCGACGGAAUGGGAUUUGAAGAGCUUCGCCCCGAUCCGGUGUCGUCCUGCGACUCCUCGACUAUCAGCGCGGUCGAUGCGGAAUACGGUCUUGAAAAGGAGGACGAAUGUGUGCGCCUGUCUGCUGACAGCGCCACGCUGGCGGAGGCUUUCAAAGUCGUGGAAGCGCUGUCCAGCGAAACCGGUGAGAUCCCAUCCGUCGCUUUACUGAGCUGCAUGCCACGUACACCCCUGCAAUAG